AUGGCAAAUAAAGUUACGAAGGAAUCUUCCGGAAAUAUUUACAGAUCAGUUGCAGCGUGCAAAAGGUGUAGAAUUAGAAAGAUAAAGUGUGACAAUAAGUUCCCAUCAUGUACGAAGUGCAUUCAGGCACAGGAACCAUGCAUAACUAUUGAUCCCAGUACGCGAAGAGAAAUUCCACGUUCUUAUGUUGUAUAUUUAGAGGAUAAAGUUCUGGCUUUGGAAGAAUUGCUUGAGAAGAAUGGCAUCGAUCCAGAGCACGCAAACGGCAAUAUUCCAGCCACUAGUGAUGAUAAAGCAUGCGACAUUGGCCUGUUUGAGGAAAGGGAAAGGUUAAGAGGUAAGCAUAAGUUGCCCAAUGGCAAUGAGAUGGCAGGCUUUAUAAUCAAUAAAGGUACUUCGAUGUUGAAUGGAAUAGUAGAUAACGCCCGAGAUUUGAAAGAUGCCAGCAAUCAAUUUUCCAAGGUUGGCAUAGUCAAGCAAAAGAUAGAACACGAAGCUGAUAUGGAGGAACCCUCUGCAUCUUAUCUUGGUGAUUCGAGUGGCAUCUCGUUCGCCAAAAUGAUGUUCACAGCUGUUAAGUUCAGACCUGAUGUACUACCGAAAGAUGAAAAAAACAGUGCAGGUGGUACCGCUCAUAAGAUACCAAGGUUUACAAAAAAACAAUCUCUUAAAAUACCGUCAAAAUCUCAAGCUGAAGCAAUGAUAUCAGACUAUUUUACCGCUUCGAAUUCUCAACUUCCAAUCUUACAUCGGGAACUAUUUUUACAGAAGUAUUUCAAGCCCAUUUAUGGCUCACUUUCGCCUCAUGUAUCUUGGGCUUCUGACCACACAAAGAUUAAUGAUAUAUUUCAAAUUCCUGAGGCGUUCAAUCCAGUAGAAUUCAAACAAACGUUGGUUUCAUACCUCGAAGAAAAUCCUGAUGCAGACAAGAUUCCUGUUGAAUACCAUCAGCCGUUUUUCUUUUUGAACAUUGUAUUUGCAAUUGGGCUUUCUACAAAAAUUUUGAUUAAUACCGGAUUUGAUCACCGGUUGUUCAAAUUUUGUGCUGAUCAAUAUCAAGACAGUCUUUACACGUCAAAAACUAAUCGGCUCGAAGCUUUGCAAGGACUCUUGUUGAUUGCUGUAUAUUCUUUGAUGAGACCUACGGUUCCUGGGUUGUGGUACACUCUUGGAUCUGCUAUUAGAUUAUGUGUGGAUCUGGGUCUACACGCUGAAAAACUCAACAAAAACUAUGAACCUUUUAUAAGAGAUGUUCGUAGGCGGCUUUUCUGGUGUUGUUACUCAAUGGAUAGGCAGGUAUGUGCAUAUUUUGGAAGACCUGUCAGCAUUCCUGAUGUAAAUGUGACAACUAUGUUUCCAAGCUCCCUAGAUGAUGCGUUGAUUACCACUGCAGAAGAUAAUGUCAGAGAUUAUUCGUCCCCGUCACUAGUUAACUCUGACCCAACUUACAAAUCUGUAUGUCUAUCGAUGUUCCAAAUAAGAAAAAUACAAUCAGAAAUUGUGCAAAGAAUGUAUGCUCCUAACGCAACCAUUCCUGAUGAGUUUUUAGAUUUAGAAGAUUGGAGGAUAGCUAUCCUUAAUCAACUAGAUGUUUGGUUUCAGAGAGUUAUCCCAAAGACAUCCAUACAGAUGAACUGUUCAUUUCCGAUAGACUUCUUUGCUCUAAAUUAUCACUAUACAAAGCAUAUUUUGUAUGGUUUAUCUCCUAAAUGUCCUACCCUGAACAAUGCUGGUUUCAUUGUUGUGUACGAGAGCUCCAUGGAUAUCGCUAAUAUAAACUACAAAUUAACUCUAGAGAAAAAAUUGAAUUAUACUUGGGUAGCCAUUCACAAUGUGUUCAUGUGCGGUAUGACUUAUCUGUACGUGAUAUAUCACACGAAACAAUUUGACGAUGCUAUUCCAACAAAAUUCGAGGAAAUAUGCAACAAAAUUCUUCUUGUCUUAGUGUCUCUCUUUGAUAAGUGUUCAGCCGCCAAUAAUUGCCAUAAGAUUUUUAAAGUGAUGUCCUCAGUAAUACUCAAAUUGAAAAUGGAAGCUAUGGGUCAGAAUUUUUCCCCCCAUAAUGAAAGCAUUAAAGCGCAUCCGGAAACUCCGCUGAACUUUUUAGGGAACGACUCUUUACAACAAUUCUUUGAUGAAAUGAACAGAAACCCACCCUCUACAGAGAGCAUGCAAUCUCAUACCUCGCCCAUAUCGCCAAGUGUGAGCGAUCAGCAAACUAGAUUUCAAAGAGAUGGUACCCGUUUCUUUGAGAUGGUUCAACAGCUUGGAGGUGAAUCUAUCUGGGGCGAAUUUUUCAGUAAUUCUAAUUCGUUUGAAAAUCUUUAA
Messenger RNA from Kluyveromyces lactis, 2328 nucleotides. RefSeq lists its product as uncharacterized. The record is from RefSeq and is a predicted model, not a curated record. The coding region runs from base 1 to 2328 and encodes 775 amino acids. Gene Ontology annotation, molecular function: DNA-binding transcription factor activity, RNA polymerase II-specific; zinc ion binding; sequence-specific DNA binding. The transcript has a single exon. NCBI's taxonomy places the organism in Eukaryota, Fungi, Ascomycota, Saccharomycetes, Saccharomycetales, Saccharomycetaceae. Gene Ontology annotation, biological process: DNA-templated transcription; positive regulation of transcription by RNA polymerase II.